Messenger RNA from Strongylus vulgaris, 291 nucleotides. The record is from the annotation of a GenBank genome assembly. Lineage: Eukaryota; Metazoa; Nematoda; Chromadorea; Rhabditida; Strongylidae.
AUGCCGCGGAAGAACAUCUCGAUGAUCCGACGGACAUCAAAUCGAGGCGAGAAACCACAGCCUUCAGAUAAUGGCAGCUCUGCCAUGCCGCCUCCAUCUCCUACUCCACCUUCACCCAAAGAUACUAUGAAAAUUAAUCCAUUGCCGCUGGAUGAAAUUCGCGGAAAACUCUUCGUUCUCCGAGAAGAUUUGGACUUUGAUUGGGAGCCCAGUAAUAAUGCUGUUUUGAAACUGUUGUUUUCAUUACGGCUUUCUGCUGCAUUAUGGAGCAACAUUAGUGACUGUGAUGAG